UGCACGAAAAUUUUGUGAAAGUGUAUUUGGAGCCGUUAAUUGCAUAUUUAGCAAAACAAUUGUUAUUUAUUGACGAUAUUUGUGAUAUUAUAUAUGCAUAUUAGGAUAUUAAAUUCGCCAAUAUCAAAAAAACACUAGAUUGGCUUGCGUAUAUUUUAAAUUUCUAAAACAGAUCUCCAGCGUCUGCAUUAAAUUCAAAAGCGGAGAGAGCGAACCUAUAAUAAAUAAAUAUAUAAUAAAUCCCUUUCAACAUCAGUAUUAAGAUAUCAAUUUGUUUCUUGGAACUGAUAUGGAAGGAAAUAUAAAUACAACAAAUGAUACUUUUGCAACAGAGACAAAGUCAACAAAGAGAAAUAGCUCAAAAGCUAUUUAGAGCGUUUCAUAGACGAUUGUGACUACGUGAUUUAACCACAAAAUUUUAUAAAUAUUUGAGAGUGCAAGAGUAACCCACAAAUCGCAGCAGCAACGGAAGCGUUAUCAGCUGGCACACGAGUUAGGGGGUUAAAGUGAAAAUUGUUCGGUCACCGACUCGAAGGGGCAGGUGCAUAGUAGAGUUUUGAUUUACCCCUCUCGUCGCGUUUAACCCAUAUGCUGUAUCCAAUAGCCAAAUAUUCAAGCUAAUGUAAACAAAUAUUCCGCUAAACAGAUUUAUAUUACAACAAUUACUUUUAAAAGUGUAAUAGUUACAAAUAAGAUAAAAGUGGCAAAACAGCUGCAAAAUCACUUAAAAUAGUUCAGCACAUUUAUAUACAAUUGCGAUGACAACGGGAAAGAGCAGCUGCAAUCGAAGUGCAAGAUAAAGAAGAAAUAGUGCAAAGUGUAAAUCAAAAGACAUAUCCACUGCUGAAAGUAAGGCCCCUGUCAAGGUUAAAUUGAAGGCAUAUACUCUUUGGAGGUCAAAGAAGAAUAGUAUUUCAGGUUUUAACAAGUGUAUAAGAUGUAAAGUUGAAAACCUUACUUAAACGAUCAAAAAAAAAAAAAAAAGAAUCGAAAGUUGAAAUUGUUGAAGUUUAAUUAUUAAAAAAUGGAAAAAUUUCCACAGUGUGCCAUUUGCGGUACAACGCAGCAAUUGUUGCGUUGCGCCAAAUGUAAAUCGAUUUUUUACUGUUCUACUGCACAUCAGCAUAUGGACUGGCCCAUGCAUAAACAGUCUUGCCGUAUGUUAGCCAAACAAAGGAAUGAAAAUCGCAUUCAACAUCUGCAACAGGCUGUUGCUGCCACAACACUAAGCAAUACAAUUGCGCCAUCAAUGCCCACAACAAGCAACGAUGUUGAUGCUGGUCACCAUCGUUGGACAACAUCCACGAAUGAUAUGGCUAUUAUAGGCUUUGGACUACUAGGCGGUAACGAAAGUGCUGAAGUUGAUCCUAGCAUACUAACUGCAGUACCACCCAUGGCUGUGAUGAUGGGUAACAAUGACAAUGGCGUUGCAUACAACCAGACAAAUGGAUUGGCUAACGAGGCAAAUCCCAACCAAAUAUCAGAUACAGGUGGCACAGUGACCGGUGCUGGUAUUAUGCAAAACAAUACGUCAUUAUGCAUGCAACCGCAAUAUCACCAUGUAGAUCAACGCUUGCUAUCGCCGCAAUAUCAUCAACAACAACAGCAAUUAAUGCACCAACAAUUGCAGUGUCAACAGAUAUCGCCAUCGCAUGCACCAUACACAGCAAACCUUACCAACCAUAACACACAUCAUCAUUAUGAGAAAAGCAUCAGCUGUCAAGUUGGAAGCGGAGGUGGCGUGGACGAAAACGCUUUUGGAAAUGCAAACGAGCGCCGCUAUGACGAAUUAUGUCGAAAUAUUAUCAGCGACAUGAAUCAGUACGGUUUGUCGGUGGUCGAUGAUUUUCUAGGCGUCGAGAAGGGCCUGCAGAUUCUCAAUGAAGUGCAUCGCAUGUAUUCAGCUGGUGUCUUCAAAGACGGCCAACUGGUAAAUAAUUUGCGAGAAGAAGAGCUGCGCACAAUACGCGGCGAUAAGAUAACGUGGGUUAAGGGCGUAGAACCAGGCUGUGCAAAUGUUGGCUAUUUGAUAAAUCAGAUUGACGCGGUCAUUUGUCGGGCAAACACAAUGAAGAACAAUGGUCAAAUGGGCAACUAUAACAUUAAAGAGAGAACAAAGGCUAUGGUGGCUUGCUACCCGGGUUCCGGCUCGCAUUAUGUGGUGCAUGUCGAUAAUCCGAACAAAGACGGUCGUGUUAUAACGGCCAUUUACUAUUUGAAUGUCAAUUGGGAUACGGACCGCAGUGGUGGCAUUUUACGAAUUUUCCCAGAGCACGGUAAUUCAGUUGCUGACAUCGAGCCGAAAUUCGAUCGUCUGAUCUUUUUCUGGUCCGAUCGUCGGAAUCCCCACGAAGUGCAACCCUCACAUCGCACCCGCUACGCCAUCACUGUGUGGUAUUUCGACGCGAACGAACGCGAAGCGGCGCUGAAUCGUAUUAAAAACAACAAAAAUAAUGCCAAAUCAACAACAAAUACAACAGCGAGGGCGUCGGCGCCUACGAAUAUGCACGACAACUCGAGUACAACGCAUACAAAUCCGCAAUUGAACACCAGCAAUGCGUCGGCGCCGACAAUAGCAACAACAGCAGCAGCACCACCAACAACGGCAACAGCAACAACAACGCCAACAAUGCCAACACCCGCAAAUACCAAAAUGGUUGCGAAUUCGAAUGCGACCAUAAACAACAGUAAAUGUGCGAGUAUAAACAAUGCGACGGGGAAUAUCGGCGAGCACCACCACACGAACAGCAACAGUGCGGUGCUUGCGAAUUCGAGUGAAAUUUGCACGUAACACCGCAACCAGCUGUUGUUGUUGUUGUUGUAAAGAGAGAAAAAGCUGCUCUGUGUGCUGUAGCGCGCGUGUUUCUUGCGUUUGUGUUUUUUGUUUUGGUUUUAUAAGUUUUUGUGAUUUUUGAUGAUUUUAUUUUAAUUGUGUGCGGAAGUGCUAUAAAUGCGUAGGAGCAUAGGAAAAGAACAAUAACAAAUUGGAAAUGCAUAAAAUAUUAUCCUAAACUAUGAAAAUUGUAUGUAUGCUAGAAGUAUUAUAUUUACGAAUGUAAUGUAAAUAUAUAUGUAAUUCACUAGAACUAAACUCUUCGGCUUCAUAGCUUAGGUAAAAAGAAAGCUUAAUGAAAUAUUUGUAUUACAUAUGUGUACUAUGUAUUAUAUACCCAUUUGUACGAACAUACAUAUAUAUGUAUGUAUGUAAUGCAUGCAAACAUUUGCGCCUAUACCUGAAAUGUGAUAAAAGCGAAGAAACAAUGUGGGAACGCAUUCUAGAGGUGUGAAACGCUGUAAAGCCGCUAACUUAGUCUAAGUAUUGCGCGUUUAUGAAAUUUCUAUACAAAAUACAGUUGUAUGCAUGCAUAUACUUACAUAUGUAUAUGUACAAAUAUUAGGGUGUCCAUUAUUUGACUUUUUUGUGCUUUGUAAAUGAUUUCUAAAGUUUCAGCUUUUGCCCCAAAUGAAGUACAUUUGCAUAUAAUGUACUGUAUUCAUAUAGUGCACCAUGUCGUAUGAGCAACACUCUAUGAACGCUAAACAUUUUUAAAUGUUGUAGAUAUACUUGCUUAAUGCAACAUAUCAAAAAAUCGUACGGAAAAUAGAAUUUAUGUCAGGUUUAAAUUGGAAAUAAAGAGCUUGCUUCCGACAAAAACUGAUACCCCUACUACGAAUUUCAACUCCACUCGAUUGAAUUGAAGUUCAAAUCAACCCAACUCUUUUUUUGGGAUAUUCAACUAUUUUCAGUUGAAGUUUGAUUGCUGUUGCCAACCUAAAAAAUAAAGAUUUUACAUAAUGUAUAAUUAAACAACUGAAAAUAUUUAAACGCAAAAACAAUUUAAUUUAAUUAUUCCUCAUGAAAAGGGGAAUAAUUGUUAAAAUGGACAUUAGUGUUGAUUACCGGUAGAUAUCAAGAAUGCAUUUUAAAUGAUUUCAGCUUUGAGUUGAAGCAACCUGCUAUGGUUGUUGCCAAACCUGCUUUUAAAUAUUAUAAACUCUAUAUUUAUGCGCUAUGUAUAAAACAUCAAUGAAGAAAAGGAGAAAAAUGCUUUAACAAUUUAAUUUUACUCAAAAAGUGUAUCCCAAGAAGUAGUAGGUUAUAUCGAAGCUUUAUCUUUGAAACACUUCCAUUAAUUUUCUUUUAAUCUAACCAAAUUGUAGAUUGUCUCGUUCAGUUUAAUACCGAAUUUGAAAACUUCAACCAAAAUGCAGUCGGGUUGAAAUGAAAACCGUAAUAGGGGCCUGAAACUUUAUGGGGCAUUGUAAAAAAAAAAAAUUAACUUGAGCAAUAACGGACAUCCUAAUAUAUAUUUAUGUGCGUAUUUUGUGCUCGUCAUACGAAUGUAUGUAUGUGUGUAUGUACAUGAAUGCACUUGCAAAUAAUACAGUAUGAAAAACUUAUCAAAGCUUUAAACAGAUUUGCUAUGAAAAGUCACUUAGCAAGCCAAAAUAAGGGCAAAAAAUUGUAAUUACCAAUAAUGAGUUGUUUAGAAUUUUAUUUUAGGCGCUAAACGGAAGCUUAUUGCUAUGUAUAUACAUAUAACUGGUAUAUAUAACUGGUGAAUAUAACUGACUUUGCUAAUUAUUUAAGCUAACAAUUUUGUGCUGAUAAUACCAGUUGACAUAUUCGCUUAGUUAAAGUCUAAUUUAUUCGGUAGUAUUUCAAAGUGAUGAUGGAAAUGAUUGCAAUUCACACAAACACACAUGCAUUAUUAAUGUGUACGUGCACAAUGGCAUGCAAGCAAAAGUCAAAUAGCAGCUGGCAAGCAAAUAUUAGCAACAACAACAAGGCGUAAUGCAAUAAGCUAAAUGAAUAAUUAAAUAUAAAUAACAUGCAUACAUAUAUACAUACAUACAUACAUAUAUACUCAUUGAGCACGCAUAAAUAUUUGUUCGUUUGCGAGUGCGUGUGUGUGUGUGUGCUAAUGGAACUAGUAUAUGCUUUAUAAGAAAUGAAGAAGAUAAUGCAGACUUUUUUGUAAUAUACUAAAAAAAAUUUGUAUCAUUAAUAUUCAUAAAACACAUAAAUAUAUAUAUGUACAUAUAUAUAGAAAUAUUUCUACUUGCAUAAAACAAUUCGACUACUAAACUUAGUUACCUUGUAUUAUAUAUAAUUUAGUAUGUUGUUACACAUACAUACAUACAUACGUACAUAAAUAAAA
Messenger RNA from Bactrocera tryoni, 5162 nucleotides. It is a transcript of the gene Hph, whose product is annotated as hypoxia-inducible factor prolyl hydroxylase. Gene Ontology annotation, biological process: cellular response to hypoxia; peptidyl-proline hydroxylation to 4-hydroxy-L-proline. The transcript is spliced from 7 exons. Gene Ontology annotation, cellular component: cytoplasm; nucleus. The record is from RefSeq and is a predicted model, not a curated record. Gene Ontology annotation, molecular function: ferrous iron binding; L-ascorbic acid binding; peptidyl-proline 4-dioxygenase activity. The coding region runs from base 1025 to 2791 and encodes 588 amino acids. Lineage: Eukaryota; Metazoa; Arthropoda; Insecta; Diptera; Tephritidae.